CGCCGCCCGCCCCAAAUGAGCGGAGCCCCCGGCGGGCCCCGGCCGAGGACCCCGCCGAGCCGCGGAGCCGCGGGCGCCCCGUCGCCCCGGCCGCCCCCCGCCGACCCGCUGCGCCAGGCCAGCCGGCUGCCCAUCCGCGUCCUGAAGAUGCUCAGCGCCCACAGCGGCCACCUCCUGCACCCCGAGUACCUCCAGCCGCUCUCCUCCACGCCCGUCAGCCCCAUCGAGCUGGACGCCAAGAAGAGCCCGCUGGCGCUGCUGGCCCAGACCUGCUCGCAGAUCGGCAAACCCGACCCGCCGCCCUCCUCCAAGCUCAACGCCGUGGCCGCCGCCGGGCUGCCCGCCGCCGACAAGGAGCCCUCCGCCCGCCCCGCCGCCCUCAAGCCGCCGGGGGGGGACGCGCCCCCCGAGGACAAAUCCAGCUUCAAGCCCUACUCCAAGGGCGGCGCGGAGCCGCGCAAGGAGGGCGGCGCGGACAAGGCCGGCUUUCGGGUGCCCAGCGCCGCCUGCCCGCCGUUCCCCCCGCACGCCGCCGCCGCCGCCGCCUCGCCCGGGGGCUCCCGCGGCGCCUCCCCGCAGCACGCCGAGCCCAAGGGCGCCGAGGAGAAGAAGGAGCCCGAGGCGGCCAAACCCAGCCCCGACGGGGCGGGCGGCGCGCUGGGGCGCGGAGCGGCCGAGCCCGGGGCGCACGGGGAGCCCCCCUCGGGCCGCAAGUCGGAGCCGCCCGCCCUGCCGCCCGCCGGCCAUGUGGCCCCCGUGUCCCCCUACAAGCCCGGCCACUCCGUCUUCCCCCUGCCGCCCUCCAGCAUCGGCUACCACGGCUCCAUCGUGGGCGCCUACGCCGGUUACCCCUCCCAGUUCGUGCCCGGGCUGGACCCCACCAAGCCGGGGCUGGUGGGCGGCCAGCUGCCGGGCGCCCUGGGGCUGCCGGGGAAGCCGCCCAGCUCCAGCCCGCUCACCGGGGCCUCGCCGCCCUCCUUCAUGCAGGGAUUAUGCCGGGACCCGUACUGCCUGAGCUACCACAGCGCCUCGCACCUGGGCUCCAGCAACUGCUCCAGCUGCGUGCACGACCCCGGCAGCCUGAAGAGCGGAUACCCCUUGGUGUACCCCACGCACCCCCUGCACUCGGUGCACACCACGCUCUCCUCCAGCGGCACCCCCAGCCUGCCCGGCCACCCCCUCUACACCUACGGCUUCAUGCUGCAGAACGACCCCCUGCCCCACAUAUGCAACUGGGUGUCUGCCAGCGGACCCUGCGACAAGAGGUUUGCCACCUCGGAGGAGCUGCUCACCCACCUACGGACCCACACGGCCCUGCCGGGGGCGGAGAAACUCUUGGCGGGUUACCCUACCUCCGGGCUGGGCUCCGCGGCCUCCUGCCACCUCCACCUCCCGCCCGCCGCCCCCGGGAGCCCCAACACGUUACCGGCCUCCCUGUCCUUGAGGAGCCCACACACUUUGGGACUAAACAGGUACCACCCCUACGGCAAGAGCCAUUUGCCCACAGCCGGCGCCCUGCCGGUGCCGUCCUUGCCGGCCGCCGGACCUUACUACUCCCCGUACGCGCUCUACGGCCAAAGACUAACUUCAGCUUCUGCACUCGGAUACCAGUAACUACAGCAGCCCCUUCCCCUCCUCCGGUCUCCUCCUUGCCCGAGCUCCCCGCUCCCUCCUUGGACUGUGUAUUUAUUUACUGUAUGUUAGCUUAAAGCUGGGAAUAUAAGUGCAUUAAUCCACCAAUGAAUCAAUGGUAUGCAAAAAGUCUGUGUCCAAAAAAAAAAAAAGAAAAAAAAAGAAAAAAAAAAUUCUUUACUUUGCAGGUGUGGGGCUUUUAUUUUUCCCUUCUGUUUCUUUUGAUUUUUUUUUCUUCCCCUUCUUAAUUUCCCCCCUGAGAAAUUCUUGCAUGACUCCUGACACACAAGGAAAAAAAAAAAAAGAACGUUUCUUCCUCCUCCCCCUCCUCGUUUAUCGUUCUGGGAUUCAGUUUCCAUUUGUAAAGUUAACAGAUGUAAUUUUUUUUUUUUAAUUUUUAAUUUUUGAUUUUUUUUUUUUUGUUUUUGUUUUUUUUUUUGCGAUGUGUUUUGGGGACGGGGGUGGCCGCGGGUGGAAGGACGGGAGCGGGCCCGGCCGUGCCGCCCCUCGCCCAGCAGCGGCACCCCCGGGCAGCGCCCGGCCACCCCCCCCCCGGCACCGGCACCGGCACCGGCACCGGGCCCGGGCCCCCCCCCCCGAGGACGGAGCAGCGACGGGCGCGGGGCCGCCCCCAGCCCCAGCCCCGCCGCGGGAGGGCUGCGAGCAUUUCGGGUGCCUAGAGCUCCGGCUUGCAGUUGCUGAGGCCGCAGUGUGUGUGGAAGGAGUCAGGACACUUCGCGACUGUGUGCUAUUUCAGCGGAAAACAUGCAGGAUUUCGGUGCGAGCGGCCGAGGGGGGGCUCCGGCUGAAAGGCACGGUGCGCUCCCGCUUUGCCCCGGCCGUGGAAGGCAGCUGAACAAAGGCAACAUUAUACCUUGUGCCGGGGAAGGAAUGACUUGGACGCACAUGCAAAACAGCCCGGCCGUGCUGCGCGCCGUAUAAAUAUCCCCGUUUGUAAAGCCCGAAGCCCAUCUGACCACAAACGAUCUGUCCACCCAAUAAAUAUGCGAGCGAAAGAGCAAGGCCGUA
This is a messenger RNA of Anas platyrhynchos (mallard), 2661 nucleotides long. RefSeq names its product zinc finger protein 703 (gene ZNF703). Gene Ontology annotation, biological process: negative regulation of DNA-templated transcription. Lineage: Eukaryota; Metazoa; Chordata; Aves; Anseriformes; Anatidae. Gene Ontology annotation, cellular component: nucleus. The record is from RefSeq and is a predicted model, not a curated record.